UUUAAAUAGAAAAACACAUAAAGUACGACCCUAGGUGCAUUCUCACGUAAACGAAGGGAGUAUAAUUUGAGCGUAUCCAACAAGUAGGACGUACACAAUACCAAGUCCACAAACGGCUCGCAGCGGCGCAAGGUCCCACAAUUCGCAAUGUAGGGUUUUAUUUUGAUUGUUGUAGUUUAAACCAGAGUCUAAUAUACUCACUCCAUAUCUCUGCGUUUUUCCGACACUAAACCUCAAAGCUUAAAACUUUUUACUUCAAUCUCCAGAAUCUCUUCAUUUCUUUGUAUUUCUUCUUCUCUUGAUAACCAAUCAUGCAAACUUAUUGUGGUGCAGGAACAUCAACAACUAUGGGUUCAAUCCCAAACCCCAAAAUUCCCCUUUUUCCUCAAUUCAAUCAAAAAGGGUUUAAUCAUUUGAGUUUUUUCGAUUAUUCCAUCCAUUUCUCCAAGCCUUCUCGUUUUUCUUUUGUUUCUAAUAGUUUAGUUACUGGUAGACCACCCUCUUCUGUCUCUGUUCCUGCUCCUGGUACUGGAGAUGAUUCAAGCGGCUUCAAAGAUAAUGGUCUGAGUGAUACCGAUCCAGAAGUGUAUAAUAUCAUUGGCAAGGAAAAGGAAAGGCAGUUUAAAAGUUUGGAACUUAUUGCCUCGGAAAAUUUUACUUCUAGAGCUGUUAUGGAGGCUGUUGGUUCAUGUCUCACUAACAAAUAUUCUGAGGGGUUGCCGGGUAAACGGUAUUACGGUGGAAAUGAACAUAUUGACGAGCUCGAGAUUCUCUGUCAGCAGAGGGCUUUGGAAGCAUUUCAGCUGGAUGGGGAAAAGUGGGGUGUUAAUGUUCAACCAUUGUCUGGUUCGCCUGCAAAUUUUGAGGUUUACACUGCACUUUUAAAGCCACAUGACCGUAUCAUGGGUUUAGAUUUACCUCAUGGAGGACAUUUGUCUCACGGUUUCAUGACUCCUAAAAGACGAGUUUCAGGAACAUCGAUCUAUUUUGAAUCGAUGCCUUAUCGGCUUGACGAAUCUACAGGUUUGGUUGAUUACGACAUGCUUGAGAAAACUGCUAUCCUGUUUCGACCGAAACUCAUUAUUGCUGGUGCCAGUGCGUAUCCUCGAGAUUUUGAUUAUCCUCGUAUGAGGAAGAUUGCGGAUGCAGUUGGUGCUUUCCUUAUGAUGGAUAUGGCACAUAUAAGUGGGCUUGUUGCUGCCUCUGUCGUUGGUAACCCAUUUGAUUACUGUGAUGUAGUCACAACUACUACUCACAAGUCUCUACGAGGACCUAGAGGAGGAAUGAUCUUCUACAAAAAGGAUACAAUUUUGGGAGUUGAUCUAGAAUCUUCCAUCAAUAAUGCCGUCUUUCCUGGCUUACAGGGUGGCCCACAUAACCACACCAUAGGAGGACUAGCAGUUUGCCUUAAGCAUGCAAAAUCUCAAGAGUUUAAGGCGUACCAAAACGCUGUAAUCUCAAAUUCUAGAGCUCUUGCGAGCCGACUGGUUGAAUUGGGAUACAAACUAGUAUCUGGUGGGAGCGAUAACCACCUUGUUCUUGUUGAUCUUAGGCCAUUGGGAGUUGAUGGUGCUCGUGUUGAGAAAAUUCUUGAUAUGGCUUCCAUUACACUGAAUAAGAAUUCGGUUCCUGGUGACAAGAGUGCCUUAGUCCCUGGCGGCAUACGUAUUGGUUCACCCGCCAUGACAACGAGAGGGUUUAAAGAAACAGAGUUUGUUGCCACCGCAGACUUUAUUCAUGAAGGAAUCCAAAUAACUCUUGAAGCAACCAAGUUACGUCCCAAAACAAAACUCCAAGAAUUUUUGAAAUUUGUCGCAUCUCCCGAAUUCCCCUUGAGGGAUCGUGUUUUAGACCUUCAGAAACGAGUGGAAGUCCUUACCACCCAAUUCCCGUUACCUGGGUUGUGAGCGACUUGAUGCAUGAUCCUCGAGGCGAUUAGCUUCUAGAAAUGUAUUUACAUGAUCCACAAUAAGACGACGAUGUUAGAUCUUGUGGUGAUUUUAUGAUCAAUGGUUGUUUCCUAUCAGAUGUCUAAUAACCUGUGUAUACUCUGGUGUUUUUUUGAUUUUGGAUUUGGCAUGAAAUCACAAAAUACAAUCACUCAGAACAGUUUUUAAGACAACAAUUGUAAUUGGUUGUCAUGUUAUAAACUUUCUAGUACA
This is a messenger RNA of Amaranthus tricolor (Joseph's coat), 2162 nucleotides long. Its product is annotated as serine hydroxymethyltransferase 3, chloroplastic. The transcript has 11 exons. Gene Ontology annotation, biological process: L-serine catabolic process; folic acid metabolic process; tetrahydrofolate interconversion. Lineage: Eukaryota; Viridiplantae; Streptophyta; Magnoliopsida; Caryophyllales; Amaranthaceae. Bases 312 to 1907 code for a protein of 531 amino acids. Gene Ontology annotation, molecular function: glycine hydroxymethyltransferase activity; cobalt ion binding; pyridoxal phosphate binding. The record is from RefSeq and is a predicted model, not a curated record. Gene Ontology annotation, cellular component: cytoplasm.